Molecule: messenger RNA, 1957 nt
Organism: Xenopus laevis (African clawed frog)
Lineage: Eukaryota; Metazoa; Chordata; Amphibia; Anura; Pipidae
Gene: tom1l1.L
Product: target of myb1 like 1 membrane trafficking protein L homeolog
Exons: 16
Coding region: 240-1667 (475 amino acids)
Biological process (GO): protein transport; signal transduction
Cellular component (GO): endosome; membrane
Molecular function (GO): ubiquitin binding; phosphatidylinositol binding; clathrin binding
Source: RefSeq, a predicted model, not a curated record
UUGCCCAUAUCCUGUUGCACUAAGCCCCUCCCCUAAGCCCUGCCCUUUCUCCUGACACAGGUACGGCUGAGUGCUCUGCCUUUAGCAAGGAAAACCUUUAGGUCUCGUGUGGAGAUUACAUGGGAACGGCAAAACACAGAAACUAGUUUAUUCCUAGAAUUUGGAUUCACGUUUAUUCACAUUUAAAUAUCUGUCUGCUGAAUGCUUCCUGGAUAGGAGGAAAUCGCUGGUUGCCGGUCAUGGCUUUUGGGAAGAGUUCCAAGGAUCCGUUUAGCACUCCUGUGGGACACUUAAUUGACAUUCACACAGUUGGAACUCUACAAAAGGAAGACUGGGGUCAGUUUAUGAAUAUAUGUGAUGCAAUUAAUUCAACAGCGGAUGGGCCAAAAGAUGCAGUCAAGGCUUUCAAGAAAAGGAUCUGCAGAAACUACAACCAGAAAGAAGUAAAAUUUUCACUUUCGCUGCUGGAGAUGUGCAUGCAGAAUUGUGUCCCUAAUUUCCAGUCCUUGGUGCUGAAGAAGGACUUUUCCAAGGAUGUGCUUGUCAAAAUGUUAAACCCAAAAUACAAUCUGCCAGUGAGCCUGCAAAAUAAAAUCCUUUAUUUAAUUAUGACAUGGGCACAUGGUUUAAAAGGGAAAGUAGAUGCAAUGGAGAUACGAGAGGUGUAUCUAGAGCUUAUAAAAAGAGGGAUCAAAUUCCCGUCCUUGCAAGACAAUGGAGAAAUGCUGGAAACACAAGAGGCUCCCAAACAAUCAAGCCAUUCCCCAGUUUCCCAUCAGUCACCAGCAGAUUUACACAUCCUUACUCCUGAGCAGAUAGGUAAGCUGUACAGUGAAAUGGAUAUCGUGAGAAUGAACGUGAAGGUAAUGUCAGAGAUCCUACUGGAAACUAGACUUGGAGCCGAAAAACCUGAAGACAUGGACCUUUUAGAGGAACUGAAUAAAACAUGCCUGGAAAUGCAAAAGAGGAUUCUGAAGCUUCUAGAAACAGUGCAAAAUGAAGAUGUCAUUAUUGAACUGGUGCAAGUGAAUGAUGACUUGAAUAAUGUUUUUUUAAGACACGAAAGGUUUUCUCGUGCUAAAGCCAAUCAGUCGACGGAACAGAGAAGCCAGCCUGAAAUAAUGACCGUUGAUAGCAAUGGUCCUACAGCGCCUUCCUCUGAACUGAUAGACCUAAAUGUACCAUCAGUCCCUGUGCACCCUGUCCAGUCAAACGGUUUUCUUCUGCCAGCUCCUACUAUGCCAAUGCACACAUGGCCAACACACACCUCUCCGUUGCCAGAUAACGGUGGUAUGGAGCACCAAGUUCCUUUCCUUUAUCCCCAAAUGGAUUUACAAGGAUUGCGGGAAGCAGUAGAUACAAGAUUUGUACCAGGAGUCCAGUUACCAAUAUUACCUCCAAGAAACAUAUAUGACAAUGUUCCAGCAGAACCGACUCUCCUUCCGACAGUUCCUGCUCUCAGCCCGACUGUUGUCCCAAUACUGAAUAACCCAACAUCCAAACCAUUAGAAGAAAACAAAUCAGCUGAGAACAGUUCUUCGUUGCCAAACUACUAUGAACUUUUAGAAUUUGAUCCUUUGGUUGAAACUAAUGAAACAAAUGCCAUAUAUGAAGAAAUUGAUAUUUCAUCAUGGAGAAAAAAUGCAAAGAGUGUCACUGAGUGUUAGCAUCACUAGCUGACUAAUCUUAUCCUUUUUAUGGAAGUUGAUGUUUUUAGCCAAUGAUAGGAGAUGGGACUGCAUAUCCUGAAAUAUUCUUCUACGCAAUGAUUAAAACAGCCUAAUACUGAAGAAAGGCAGAGCCACUGCCAUGAUAAGACAGAGUUUUUAUUAGGCUGCCAUCCAACAGAAUUAAUUCAUCUAAUACUAUUUCAGCCUUAAAUUCCCAAACUGUAUAAUGUUUACGCUCAUUGUUUUAUUGCACGUUUUAUUUCUUAGAAUAAAAUGGAAAAAUAUGA